AUGUUGUGUCUGAGGCAGUUACUCUUCGUCGGGGUUCUCACCCUCUCCUAUGUCGGAGCAUACGACCUGCGCAACGUACCCCCUUUAUCUACAACUGCCCAAAACUCGGGUCCCGUCCCUACGGCUCCCGCCGCCAUCCCCGCAAUAACAGACGGCAAUGUCGGCGUCUGGACCUCAGCAGCCCUCCGAGAAAUAAUCAAAGAAAGAGACGAGUACGCCGCGCAGGGGCACUUCGCUGAGAUCGAGCAGAGAGACCAGGACGUCUUUCCCCUCUGUCCCGAAUCGUGGCGUGGCGGCGUCCCCAAAGCAUGCUCCGACUGUGGGAAUGACACAAUCGUCCCCGGCCAGUGCGACCAGGUUAUGCUCACUGGAAGCCAGGAACGCUGCCAAUUUUCAGGCGGCUGUGGUGUGUACUGUCAGUGCGUCCCAGGUGCCGUGGAUAUUACCCCCGGCAAAGUCACGUCCAUUACCACCGUCGGCGGCCAGGCCGGAACGGUCGUCUAUGAGGCCCUCACGCUGGCUGAGUAUACCGGCUUAAAAGCGAGCACAACUGUUACUAUCACCGAUCUCGUCGCAACGAGCACUGACAGUAGUGCCGGCAUGGAAACUUUUGUUGCUGUUGUGGUAGCGGGUGGUAUCGCGUGGUGGGUUGCAGAACAGUUCGGCGCGGCAGCAGCUAUCGCAGCUAUACAACCGCCCUCUAAGCUGCCGGAUGGCGGAGAAAAAGACAACGAAGUGUGCCAGAAGGAUCCAAAAGAGGACUGCGCCGAUUGUGGUGGAGCCAACAGCGUAAAGCUGUGCUCGUCAGGGCCCGAGGUUGGCUGUCCCUGCGACGAAAAGCAGAACUGCCCCAACGAACCGCCUCGAUGUACCGAUACUUCUUGCGGAGGUGAUAAUGGAAAAUCGCAGUGUUCCGCGUCGGGUGCUAUCAACGGCUGCACGUGCUGCCCAAGCACUACGAUUUCCUGCUCUGACAGCAAUUGUAACGGGGACGUUUUCUCCCAGUGCCAGGCGGACACACACCAUGGUUGCGGAUGUUUUUGGAUAGGCAAUAACGGCAGAGACUUGAAUAUCGAAAACAGCGACCCCGAUUCCAUCACGCCGGACCAGCUGUCCUCGCUGGCGGCCGCUGUCUUCACCACAGCCUGGGGCGCCGUGUCCAGCUCUGUGCCGGGCCUUCUGAGGAACCCCCCCGUCGUCAGCUGCCCGUACGAAAGUUACACGCCCACCGCGAGCCUCAACACAGGCACCGCGUCUGUCACCUUCCUGCCCGUCACCAAUUGCUACUGCAUGUGCGGACCGGCCAUGACGCCGCAGUUCUGGGGUACUAACUCGGCCCAUAGCACCACCAGCUGGUGCAUGAACGGGGGCACCACCGCUCCUGGCGACUACACAUAUGUCAGUAAGGGGUGCGAGCCAAGUGCUCCUGUCCCGACAACGGCUCCCUCAACAACAAUGACGGUUCCUGCGCAUCUUACAUCGACCAGUUCAACGACUUUCCCAGUCAACACGCCGCCUUCCAACGCCACCUGUAACAAAAACUCGGAUUGUAGUAGGUACACAUGCACGGGUGGACCGGCGGCAAAAUGCGUGGCUGGAGCAGCAGGCGAUCCGUUCACUUUGCUAUGCAGAUGUUGA
Molecule: messenger RNA, 1638 nt
Organism: Venustampulla echinocandica
Lineage: Eukaryota; Fungi; Ascomycota; Leotiomycetes; Helotiales; Pleuroascaceae
Exons: 3
Coding region: 1-1638 (545 amino acids)
Source: RefSeq, a predicted model, not a curated record